AUGGCCUACUCAGCUUUUUCAGCUUAUACGCAACAGGCCGUGAAUGACUCCCCGAUACCCCCGUCCUGCAUCUACAAUCUGCCAUCGCAACCUGCGGGCCCAGGUUUUCUCAGCAGCAAACCAUCCGGCACUGGAGGCCGGAUCGGAUUUCGUGUCGACCACUCAGCCUGCGGGACAGGAACCAAAUACACGAAUGGCUUAUACCCUCGUCUGUACGAUGAGGAAACUGCCCGUACGCCACCUACCCUCUCAUUGGCACAUCACCAUCUUCUCUGGAAAUCUCGCCUCGCAGGACCAUUUGUGAGCAUCUGGAGAUCUUGGACCCGAGCUCUACGAUGGGCUCGAUACCUCCAGAAGAAGGGCUGUACGGAGAUUAUGGUUCACAUCAUCGAUCUUGAUGCCAUCCCACCAGAGAACACAAUCUACGAUGCAAAUCUGAUUGUGCAAGAACUCCAUCGUCGCGACCGAGCAAGAGACCUCGACGUCAAGAACCAUUGGGAAGAAUUACUGAUCCUGAAUGGCGUGCACGAAAGUGUCGGAGCAGUGAUCGGAAGUCUACCUGCGGGGAGCGAUAAUACAAAAAUACCAUCAAACUUUGCCAACGUGUUGGUGCCGAGAGAAGUUUACGACAUUGUUGUGGACAUCUGGGAGAAAGCCGCAUCGAUGAGUGAAGAAGCGCACAGACUGCAACAAGAGCAGCAGCAAGAGCAGGAGGAAAGCUACGCUUCCCCCGCCUCCUCAGCCGCCACGACUGCUGUCCCAAUGGGCUACACUUCUGCAAUGACAGCCACUCACGACUGGGCAGAGUCUCAUUGCGGCUACUACACCCCUUCCGCGUACUCCUCUUCUCCAUCUUCUACAGCGGGAUCCCCAACGACGCCCUCUCUGUCACACUCACAUACACUGAGCGACAGCAGCACGUCGACACUCUUUUCGCGAAGGACAUAUUCCGUUUCAUCGUCGACCCUAUCCGAAGAGGGCGAGAUCGCCGAAGACAACGAUGAUCAGGUUGAUUCUUCGCAUGCGUCUUCUGCGUCGCCAGAUAAUUCUGUGGCCAAAACACCAGAGUCAGCUCACGCUGCCGCCGCCAACCCCAAUGUUGCCAAUGGGCAGCAGCAAAAAGAUGUUUUCGGCCGUCCUCCGCCUCCUCCUGCAGUGUCGACGUUGUUCGACACGCUUCUCUCCCGCUUGUACACUGAUAUGCACCUCCGCAGAGGCUACGUGGACUCCUUGAAGUUGAUGGAAUUGGUGAUUGCAAUGUGCACGGACUUCACCUCAGCUUCGUCCACAUCCUCAACUUCUUGCGCAUCUGCGGACCACGCUUCUCAUCCUAAAACCACGACAAUGGCUCCAAAGCUCAACGGCGCUAUGCCGCCUUGGAGACAACAUAACGAAGUAUGUAUUGCGGAUGUAGAGGAGAGGAAGAGGAAGGAUUCAGUGUGGACGAAUGCCUCGUCGUACGCUUAUUUGCCUGCGCAGGGGAGGGGCAGUGUUGUUGGCUGA
Molecule: messenger RNA, 1503 nt
Organism: Cercospora beticola
Lineage: Eukaryota; Fungi; Ascomycota; Dothideomycetes; Mycosphaerellales; Mycosphaerellaceae
Source: RefSeq, a predicted model, not a curated record